UGUCCGAACAAAAUAAUAAAACUUUUUGAGAAUCGCAAAUAAGGCAUUUUCUUCAUUUGGAGAAAGGAACUAAGGAAACUUGUCUCAAAAUUCAGUAAGACUCUUUGGGGCUGCUCUCCCCUGGAGCUAGCUUGGAACGGUUAGCAGCUAGCGUUAGCUAGCUAACCCACGAAAACAGAAAAAAGGACGUCGGAAUCGCACGGAGAGUCUGACUGCCAGGCGUCUGGAAACAGGAGAACUACACGGGGAAAGAGCACUGAACCGUGGGGUUUCGUGAAACUUCAGUCUGUUUGUAUUGAUUAUUUUGGAAGCCUUAGUUUUUGAGAGAUGGAAGCGGAUGGACGCAGUGAAGACGAAAGUGUGAGCAACAGCAGUGGAGAUUCCAGUAACUCUGAUGAUGAGUCUGGAUCUGGGUCUGGGUCUGGAUCUGGGUCUGGUUCCAGCUCAAGCAGCAGUAGCUCCAGCAGCAGCCAAUCAGGGAGCAGUGACUCAGGGAGUGGUUCAGACUCGGGCAGCCAGUCAGACUCAGACUCCGAAAAGUCUAAAGAGAAGCAUGAACAAGAUAACAAGCCUACGAAGAUUGAUGGUGCUGAGUUUUGGAAGUCCAAUCCCAGUAUCCUGGCAGUUCAAAGGUCAGCCAUGCUCAGGAAACAGCAACUUCAGCAGCAACAACAGCAGCAGAGCUCAUCCAACAGUGGCUCAGAUGAGGACUCCUCAAGCAGUGAUGAUUCAGAUGAUGACUCGUCAAGGAAAAGGAAGAGCAAAGGGUCUGGAUCAGACUCUGAUUCAGAUUCAGGGUCAGGUUCAGGGUCUGGCUCAGGUAGUGACUCUGGUUCAGACUCUUCAGCAGAGGAAGAUGAGGAGAACAGUGAUGAGAGUGUGUCGGAUUAUGAGCCCAGUCACAAAGUCAAAAGCAGGAAGCUCCCUAACAAGACUAAUGUGAGAAAUGGGAAGAAGAGCAAAGUCCAGAGGAAGAAGCCUUCUGGAUCGUCCUCAGAUGAGGAUGACUAUGAUAAAAAGUUUGGAGCUUCGGCUGGCCCUCGGCGGCAGGCCACCGUUAAUGUGAGCUACAAAGAGGAUGAAGAACUGAAGACAGACUCGGACGACCUGGUGGAGGUUUGCGGAGAGGAUGUCCCACCGCCAGAGGAGGAUGAAUUUGAGACACUAGAGAAAGUGAUGGACAUGAGAAUUGGGCGGAAAGGAGCGACUGGAGCCACCACUACGGUUUAUGCCGUUGAGGCAGAUGGGGACCCCAAUGCAAACUUCAAUCCCAACAAGCAGCCAGGAGAAGAGCAGUACCUGAUCAAAUGGAAGGGCUGGUCCCACAUCCACAACACCUGGGAGACAGAAGAGACACUGAAGAUGCAGAAUGUGAAAGGCAUGAAAAAACUGGACAACUUCAAGAAGAAGGAACAGGAAAAAAGGAAAUGGCUCAAAGCAGCUUCACCUGAAGAUGUGGAGUACUUCAAUUGUCAACAGGAGCUCAUGGAUGAUCUUCACUCACAGUAUCAGCUAGUAGAGAGAAUAAUUGGUCAUUCAAACCAGAAGUCAGCAGCAGGUUAUCCAGAUUACCUGUGCAAGUGGCAGGGUUUACCCUACUCGGAGUGCAGCUGGGAGGAUGGCGCACUCAUCGCCAGAAAGUUUCAGAAGUGCAUAGAUGAUUACAUGAGCAGAAACCAGUCAAAAACCAUUCCUUUCAGAGACUGCAAGGUUUUAAAGCAGAGGCCACGGUUUGUACCCAUGAAGAAACAGCCUCAUUAUAUCGGUGGGGAUGGACUAGAGCUUCGAGACUACCAGCUUCACAGCUUAAACUGGAUGGCCCACUCUUGGUGCAAAGGGAACAGUUGCAUUCUUGCUGAUGAGAUGGGCUUGGGCAAGACUAUACAGACCAUUUGCUUUCUGAAUUACCUGUUCCAUGAGCACCAGCUCUAUGGGCCCUUCCUGUUGGUGGUGCCCCUGUCCACUCUCACGUCCUGGCAAAGGGAGAUCCAGCUGUGGGCUCCUCAGAUGAAUGUGGUUGUCUACUUAGGAGACAUCAGCAGUAGGAACAUGAUAAGAACACAUGAAUGGAUGCACGUGCAGAACAAACGACUGAAGUUUAAUAUCUUGCUCACUACAUAUGAAAUUCUCCUCAAAGAUAAGUCCUUUCUGGGUAAUGUAAGUUGGGCAUUUAUUGGUGUGGAUGAGGCUCACAGGCUGAAGAAUGAUGACUCUCUUCUGUAUAAGACCUUGAUUGAGUUCAGGUCCAACCACCGGCUGCUCAUCACAGGAACACCCCUGCAGAACUCCCUUAAAGAACUCUGGUCCCUACUUCACUUCAUCAUGCCUGAGAAAUUUCACUCGUGGGAGCUGUUUGAAGAGGAACACGGUAAAGGCAGGGACUCUGGCUAUACCAGUCUGCAUAAAGAGCUGGAGCCUUUCUUGCUGCGCAGGGUCAAGAAAGAUGUGGAAAAGUCCCUGCCUGCCAAGGUGGAGCAGAUCCUCAGAGUGGAAAUGAGUGCCAUCCAGAAGCAGUACUACAAGUGGAUAUUGACAAGGAAUUACAAAGCCCUGAGUAAAGGCACAAAAGGGAGCACAUCAGGCUUCCUCAACAUUAUGAUGGAGCUAAAGAAAUGUUGUAACCACUGCUACCUCAUCAAACCACCUGAGGAUAAUGAAUUUUACAACAAACAGGAGGCCCUGCAGCAUCUGAUCCGCAGCAGUGGGAAGCUGAUCCUGCUGGACAAACUGCUUGUACGGCUGAAGGAGCGCGGCCACCGCGUGCUCAUCUUCUCCCAGAUGGUCCGGAUGCUGGACAUCCUGGCCGAGUAUCUGAAGAGCCGCCAGUUCCUCUUCCAGAGGUUGGAUGGCUCCAUUAAAGGGGAGAUGAGAAAGCAGGCACUCGAUCACUUCAAUGCAGAGGGAUCUGAGGACUUUUGCUUCCUGCUGUCCACGCGAGCAGGCGGUCUGGGCAUUAACCUUGCCUCUGCAGACACAGUGGUCAUUUUUGACUCAGACUGGAACCCACAGAAUGACCUGCAGGCACAGGCCAGAGCUCACAGGAUUGGACAAAAAAGACAGGUGAACAUCUACCGUCUGGUGACAAAAGGAUCUGUGGAGGAGGACAUCAUUGAGAGAGCCAAGAAAAAGAUGGUGCUGGACCACCUGGUUAUUCAGAGGAUGGAUACCACAGGCAAAACUGUGCUGCAUACAGGUGCUGCUCCCUCCAGUUCCACCCCUUUCAACAAGGAGGAAUUGUCCGCAAUUUUGAAAUUUGGUGCUGAGGAACUCUUCAAAGAGCCAGAGGGAGAGGAGCAGGAGCCGCAGGAGAUGGACAUUGAUGAGAUCCUUAAGAGGGCUGAGACCAGAGAAAAUGACCCUGGCCCGUCUACUGUAGGAGAAGAGCUCUUAUCACAGUUCAAGGUGGCAAACUUCUCCAUGAUGGAGGAGGAGGAGAUCGAGAUGGAUACUGACGGGAACCAGAAGAACUGGGAGGAAAUUAUCCCUGAGGAGCAACGGCGCAAAUUAGAGGAGGAGGAGAGGCAGAAGGAGUUAGCAGAGAUCUACCUGCUGCCCCGCAUGAGGAACUGUGCUAAACAGAUCAGCUUUAACGGUAACGAAGGCAGACGGAGUAGGAACAGAAGGUACUCGGGUUCAGACAGCGAUUCUGUAUCAGAUCGAAAACGCCCCAAAAAGCGAGGAAGACCCCGAACCAUUCCACGAGAAAACAUCAAGGGCUUCAGUGAUGCUGAAAUACGAAGAUUUAUUAAGAGCUACAAGAAGUUUGGUGGUCCUCUGGAAAGAUUGGAUGCCAUAGCCCGGGAUGCAGAAUUGGUGGAUAAGUCUGAGCAUGAUUUGAAGAGGCUAGCAGAAACUGUUCACAACGGGUGCAUCCGGACACUGAGGGAAAACCCUUGUGGACCAGAGAAGACCUCAGGAAGACGAGGGAAGGUGAAAGGACCCACCUUCAGGAUCUCUGGGGUACAAGUCAAUGCCAAGCUGGUGAUCUCUCACGAGGAGGAGCUGGCACCACUACAUAAGGCCAUUCCUGCUGAUGCUGAGGAGAGGAAGAGGUACAUGAUUCCUUGUCACUGCAAGGCAGCUCACUUUGACAUAGAGUGGGGUAAAGAGGAUGACUCCAGCUUGCUCAUUGGUAUUUAUGAGUAUGGCUAUGGGAGCUGGGAAAUGAUAAAAAUGGACCCAGACCUCAACCUCACCCAUAAGCUUCUGCCAGAUGACCCUGAUAAGAAACCACAGGCCAAACAGCUGCAGACACGAGCAGACUACCUCAUCAAAUUGCUCAGCAAGGACCUAGCCAAAAAGGAGGCACAGAGACAAGCGGGCACAGUGAAUUCUCGGAAGAGGAAGCCCCGGGGCAAGAAGAACAAAGCUGUGAAGCCAUCCAAGGUGGACGAGGUGGUGAACAGCCUGUCUUCAGCACCUCCCUCAGACAAGAGCUCAGAGGAUGAGGAUGACAAGGAGGAGGAAAAGCCAGAGGAUAGGGAGCUUAAAGAGAGGGAGAAGGGUGACACUCCAGUCCAUAUCACAGCAGGAGGAGAGAGCAUACCAAGUGAGGAGUCUGAGGAGCUCGACCAGAAGACCUUCAGCGUGUGUAAGGAGCGCAUGCGACCCGUGAAGGCAGCCCUGAAACAGUUGGACCGUCCUGAGAAGGGCCUGUCUGAGCGGGAACAGCUGGAGCACACACGCCAGUGCCUGAUUAAAAUAGGAGAUCACAUCACAGAGUGUCUGAAAGAAUACACCAACCCUGAACACAUCAAACAGUGGAGGAAAAACCUUUGGAUUUUUGUAUCGAAAUUUACUGAAUUUGAUGCUAGAAAAUUACAUAAAUUGUACAAGCAUGCAAUCAAGAAGAGACAGGAGAAUGCUCAGGCAGUGGACCAGAACACCAGUGGUGUCAACAUGCAGAGCUUUAAACACACAGACAUUGAGAGGUUAAAGGACAGCUCUCAGCAGGAUGAGAGUAGCAGAGACAGCUACAGCUCAGACAGACAUCACACAUCCUCACGCUACCACGAGCACAGCAAAGAGCGCCACACAAAUGACUCCUACAGAAAGAGCUCUGACUCCAGAAAGAGACCUUACCCCUCCUUCAGCAACGGCAAAGACCACCGAGACCGAGACAGAGACCGAGACCGAGACCACUACAGGACAGAGCGCCAGGACGGCAGAUACUACAGUGACGGUAAGCACAGGAAGCUGGACGAGCAUCGCUCCAGUCGAGACCGGCGGUCAGACAGCAGCUCCAGGGACAGACAACACUCAGAGCACCGCUCACACAGUGACCACCGAUCUCACAGUGACCACCGGUCCAGCUCUGAGUACAGCCACCACAAGUCCUCUUCGCGUGACUACCGCUACCACUCAGACUGGCCCAUGGACCACCGAGCAUCCGGCAGCGGUCCCCGUUCCCCCCGAGAACAGCGUUCACCCUACGAUUCCCGCUCACCCCUGGGUCACAGGUCGCCUUUCGAGUACUCGUCUGACCACAAGAGCACGCCCGAGCAGAUCUGGAGCGGCCGCAAGACAUAA
This is a messenger RNA of Chanos chanos (milkfish), 5529 nucleotides long. It is a transcript of the gene chd1, whose product is annotated as chromodomain helicase DNA binding protein 1. Bases 328 to 5529 code for a protein of 1733 amino acids. Gene Ontology annotation, molecular function: chromatin binding; ATP hydrolysis activity; DNA binding. Lineage: Eukaryota; Metazoa; Chordata; Actinopteri; Gonorynchiformes; Chanidae. The transcript is spliced from 37 exons. Gene Ontology annotation, cellular component: chromatin; nucleus. Gene Ontology annotation, biological process: nucleosome organization. The record is from RefSeq and is a predicted model, not a curated record.